This is a messenger RNA of Cuscuta campestris, 3597 nucleotides long. The record is from the annotation of a GenBank genome assembly. NCBI's taxonomy places the organism in Eukaryota, Viridiplantae, Streptophyta, Magnoliopsida, Solanales, Convolvulaceae.
CAUGAACGUUUCACACGUAGAGAUAGAAAUGUAAAUCCUACGAACAAUAACGCGAAGAGUCUUCUACGGUUUUAAGCCAGCGCGGGAACCGUGCCCCUACAAGCUCCAAUGGCAGUGACGCCAUUUCAGACACCGAUGCCGCAGCCAUCACCUUUCCAGCCGGAGCUGGUCAGCACCAUGGCCCCUGUCAACUUGACUGGCGCACUUAACGCUGCAGAGCCGUCGCGUCCUCCGCAAGGUACGAAUCCGCAGAUCACUCCUGAUGGUCAUUGCGUCUCAAUUGAGAGUGAUGACGGCGAGUGGGACAUUCCAAGGGCCCACAAGAAGAAGAAAGGAAAAAACAUCCGGCCAGCGACCUCCCGAAACUCCGCCUUCGAAAGGCUGGGGGAUAGGGAGAAAGGCCAGAGGAAGUCAGCCAAACAAAGGCUGGGGCAGAGCGUUGCCCAUGUCAGCACGUUCGCCCGGCUAGGCGAGACCUUGCGGAACCGAGCCACUGAAUGGUUCAAUAAGCUUCGCCCGAGAAGCAUUGAUUUGUUUAGUGAUUUGGCCUCAAAGUUCAAGGCCAAGUUCCAUGAGAAUUGUACUAAGAGGAAGAAAUUCACCUAUCUUAGUACAGCCGAACAGAGGGAGUUCGAGAACCUUACUCAGUUCCUUACCCGGUGGAAGGAAGAGGUAGACAAGGUGGAAGAGAUGGAUGACAAAACCGUCUUAUCCCUCCUCUUGAAUGGCUUGCGUGCCGGGGAACUAUACAAGGAGUUCUGCCGGAAACCCCCGACCACGUACCAAGAGGCCUACCAUACUGCAUGGGAGUUUGCUGAGGCCGAAACUCAACUCCGGGCGAAGAAAGAAGCCGAGCAUGGUUACAAGCCCAAGCCGGUGCAGGUCAAAAAGGAAGAAGCACCGGGACCUAGCCGGCCAAGGCACCACUAUGACCCGGUCGUCCGUAUGGUCAAUACGGAAGAAUGCCAAGAAAUCCGGAAAGCACCGGUCAUUCCUCAGGAAAACCCUACCGGUCAAAUAGAACGGCAGUGGUCGGGCACCUAUUGUUCUUACCACAGGCCAGCUGCCCCGGGAGAUGACCGGGACAACGACCGGCGGAGGAAUAGCCGGCCAAGGGAGCGGCAACCUGCUCCCGAAAAAGAGCACAUCGGCAUGAUCUUCGGCGGACCUGAGGGUGGAGAUUCAGCCGCGCAACGAAAGAACUGGGUCCGGAGCAUUUACGUUGGUGAGGUAAGCGCUGAACCGCCCAGGCGUAAGCAUACUAGAAGGGAGCCGAUCGUCUUUACUGACCGGGAUCUCCCUCCUACCGGUGAAGAUCACAAUGAUCCAUUGGUCAUCACCAUGGACAUUAAUGGGGUGGAUGUCGCCCGGGUACUUGUUGACACCGGUAGCAGUGUCAACAUCUUAUACUUGGAGACUUUCCAAAAACUCAGGUUGUGUCGGACACAACUUGAACCCCUCAAAACUCCUCUCUCAGGCUUCACGGGGGACACCGUUGAAGCUGAAGGAUCCAUAGUUCUACCGGUCGAACUAGGAUCAGGUGAGAAGACCGUGUGGAAGAAGAUGCGGUCCAUCGUUGUGGACAUUAAAUGCGUCCACAACGCGAUCCUUGGGAGACCGGGCAUCAAUAAGGUCAGGGCGGUGAUUUCCAUGCCUCACCUGUGCAUGAAGUUCUACACUCCAGGCGGUGUGGGUGAAAUGAAAGGCGACCAGAGGAAUGCCCAGGAGUGCUAUGCCUGGGCAGUCAAGAAGAUGACCAAGGGGGUCAAUGUCAUCUCCCAAGAAAUCACAAAGGGAGAGACCCGGGAGAAACUGGAGCCCGAGGCCGAGACGGUGGAAAUCGAACUUCACCCGGGUGAUUCGUCAAGGAUGGUCAGAAUUGGAGCAAAUCUCCCCAAGGAUUUCAAGGCAGAGAUUACACGGGUCCUCCAAGAAUACGCAGGCAUAUUCGCAUGGAGCGUGGCGGAUAUGCCCGGAAUAGAUCGCUCUGUUAUCUGCCACCGGUUGGCCGUGAGGGAAGGAAGUCGACCGGUACGUCAGAAGAAGCGGUACCUGGCCAGUGACCGGCGAGACUUCGUCAAGAAGGAAGUGAAGGACCUCCUCAGUGUUGGUCACAUCCGGGAAGUCAAAUGCCCGGAUUGCAAUCAAGGGACAAGCCCUUGCGGACUUCAAUGGUGGGAGAUGGCAGUUGAUGGGGCAUCCGGUCCUAGAGGAUACGGGGGUGGUAUCGUGUUCACCACCGCAGAAGGGUUCAAGAUCUACCAUGCAAUCGUCUUCAACUUCAAGCUAACGAACAAUGAGGCAAAAUAUGAAGCUCUGGCUGGAGGGCUCGGACUUGCCCAAGCCCUGAAAAUCAGCCGGAUCGCCCAAAUUCCCCGGGCGGAGAACGCGGAUGCAGACCUCCUCUCCAAGUUGACGCAGUAUGCCCCCGAACAUGUUUCAAAACUUGCCCGGGUGGAGAUCCUGGAUCGAGCUAGCAUCGAAAAAUUGGAAGUCGCCGCUAUAACAGCCGGAAGCCAAUUUGACCGGUCAAACCUGGUCGGGGCGGAUGACCAUUGGAUGUAUGAUCUGAUGGAAUAUUUGAUGGAUGGGAGCAUGCCAGAACAAGAUGGCCGGGCAAGAAAAGUGAAGCUCAGGACACCCCGAUUCCAGGUUCUUGAUGCGCUUUCCCAGCGCAUCAUCCUAUUGGGGUAUUACUGGCCAACAAUUGUCCAGGAUUGUGAAAGGUUUGGAGCUCCCAUGAGCCUAAUCACCGACAACGGCCCACAAUUCCGAAAUCCAAGGUUCACCGAAUACUUGGAGGGCUUCGGGAUCAAGCACAAUCGCUCUUCGGUGGCGUAUCCCCAAGGAAAUGGCCAAGUUGAAAACGCCAACCGAACGAUUGUGGAUGGUCUAAAGAAACGGCUGGGAGAAGCAGGAAACAAGUGGCUGGAAGAGCUCCCACACAUCGUAUGGGCAUUCCGAGUAACACCCAGGAGGGCUCACGGGGAAGCAAGGCUGCCCAUCGAAGCUGAAUUGCCAACAUUCCGGGAAUCAAGUUAUCAGGCCCAGCAAAAUGAAGAAGACCACUUGGCCGAGCUCAACUUGGUCGAAGAACGAAGAAAGGCCGCGGAGGUGAGAAUGAGUACAUACCAACAAGUUGUGAAGAAGUACCAUGACAACAAGGUUGGGCCGCGGUACUUCCAAGUUGGAGAUGAAGUCCUACGAAGAAGAGAAGCAAGUAGACCUGGCGAUGGAGGAAAGCUGGCAAAAAACUGGGAAGGCCCAUACAGGGUUAGGGCCAUCAUUCGCCUAGGAACCUACCGGUCAGAAACUUUAGAUGGUGUACCGAUAGAAAGAACUUGGAAUUCUCACCAUCUUCCCAAGUUCUACAAAUGAUUGUAAUACUAGGCGAUGCCUAACUACAUUAUCAAUCAAAGUGAUGUUCAAAACUCUACUUGGUAGCUGCAGAAGUGAUAGGUCGAACCUAUCCUAGGAGGGCUUCCCGGGUGGAUCGGAUCCACUCGGAUAAGCCAACUGAGACACAGUCCCGGACCUGGCACGCUGGUUACUACACCGGUCUUGCUCAGUAUAAUAGAAAAAAUAUUAAAACCCGGA